AUGGAUGACACCCUGAAGAGCAUUGACGUGCUCACCACACACUACGUGGACGGCGGCCUGAACCAUGUUGGCUUCGAGACACUCUAUCGCAUGCUGAAGCUGAUCCCAGCAAUCGAAGACCAGAUCGCCAACAUCCUGCUCACGAGGACAAUGGAGGAAGAGAAGUUCCGAUGCUACAACCGCUGCAUCCUCGACGUCUGCAACGCUUUCCACGAGAACAUGAUGUCGGCAGUCGACGACGCUCUUGAUGCUCGCAACUCGCUACCCGAGCUCGAUGGUGAUGUCACGGUGCUGAAGGGCAGGCUGAAGCAGUGGCAGGAGCAGUUGAGGAAGCUGCACAUGCCCACGGGGAAUGAUACCGCAUUGUUCAAGUGUAUCCUGGAAGACUACGAUGAGUUUGUCUAUGGUCCGUUCGCCGCCAUCCAUGAGCAGAAGCCAGACUGGGCACUGGGCGCCUGGAUCACAGAAUCCACGGUCGUCCGCGAGGCGCUUGAGAAGCUGCAGUUCGUCGCCCAAGAAGCCGAUCAGUUGGUGCAGAAUCUAGACCAGCGAUUCCGCACCGCGGUUCAACAGUUCCACGAAAUGAAGAGUGAACAAGCAGCACCAGUCAUCAAGGCGCCAGUUGGCAACGAAACCCUGCUCCCGCCCACGGUAUAUCACCCGACCGCGUCCAAGAAGCCCGUCCACCCAAAUGCGAUCUGGAGCAAGUCGUUUGGCAUUGCAGAAGAAGAGCUCGCGCGUCGUGGCCACAUCCGUGCAGCAACGUUCAGCGAAGCAGAUUACACAGCAUCAAGUCUGAGUGCCGGGCUCGUUCAACCACCUCCGCCUCAUGGACAUGUAUUCCCAACCGUUGGAUUGCGUCGAAAGGGAACCAGCGUGCCACGCAUCUUCACCGGCUCGUUCAGUCAGCUGGAGAGCGACCUGCGUAAGCUCCACAUCGACAAGGUUGAAACUCCAGUGAGCUCGAGCAUCGACCGCGACGAACCCGUAAAGGUUCGGGAUUUCGGUGCCACCCCUGCUAUCUCGCCGUGUACAUCGCCGAUUUCGAUGUCGUUACAGCGCCGCGAGGCUCUGGUGAGCCGCGAUGCUGAGUUUCAGGACCGAGUAGUCAAUGGUGAGGUGAUUAAGCAUCGCCGCCCUUCCAACAGAGCUCUGACAAUUGACGAUGCCACUGGCGGAUUAGAGGCCUGGCUCGCACAGGAACCGCGUGAGAGGGACGCCGCCAACCUGGACAGCGCUGGAGUGCGACGUGGCUGCCACAGACACCGAGAAAAUACCAUCUAA
Molecule: messenger RNA, 1284 nt
Organism: Neohortaea acidophila
Lineage: Eukaryota; Fungi; Ascomycota; Dothideomycetes; Mycosphaerellales; Teratosphaeriaceae
Exons: 2
Coding region: 1-1284 (427 amino acids)
Source: RefSeq, a predicted model, not a curated record